CGGAAGCGGCUGGGCGCCGCCAUAUUGCGCGAAGCGCUUUCCAGGCUCCGGGCAGGAAGAAGGAGAGGAAGAAGAAGAAGAAGAGGAAGAAGAAGAAGAAGGCGGUGGAAGAGGAGAGGAAGGAGGAGGAGAGGAGGGGCCGCCUCCCCCUCAGCUCCCCGCCGGCCCAGCCAUGUCCGAGACCUACGAUUUCCUCUUCAAAUUCCUGGUGAUCGGAAGUGCCGGAACAGGGAAGUCUUGCCUCCUCCACCAGUUCAUAGAGAACAAAUUCAAGCAAGAUUCCAACCACACAAUAGGGGUGGAAUUUGGAUCAAAGGUUGUGAACGUUGGUGGCAAAACGGUCAAGCUCCAGAUCUGGGACACGGCUGGGCAAGAGCGCUUUAGGUCGGUAACGAGAAGUUAUUACCGGGGCGCAGCUGGGGCGCUCCUGGUCUACGACAUCACCAGCAGAGAGACGUACAAUGCCUUGACCAACUGGCUGACGGACGCCCGGACUCUGGCCAGCCCCAACAUAGUCAUUAUUCUCUGCGGCAACAAGAAGGACCUGGAUGCCGACCGGGAAGUCACUUUUCUGGAAGCAUCUCGUUUUGCUCAGGAGAACGAGUUAAUGUUUCUCGAGACCAGCGCCUUGACCGGGGAGAAUGUGGAGGAAGCUUUCUUGAAAUGUGCAAGGACCAUACUGAACAAAAUUGAAUCAGGUGAACUUGACCCGGAGAGGAUGGGCUCCGGCAUCCAGUACGGGGACGCCUCCCUGCGACAGCUGCGGCAACCGCGAGGGACCCAAACACAGACCCGGCAGCAAUGCAACUGUUAGAGCCGGCGCCAGAGCAUGCCUGGAAACUGCCUUGCAAGUGCUGGGACUCUGCCUGCUUUGGACCCAGGGCCGUACGAAGCACUGCCGCCACCACCGCCUCCUCCUCUUCUUCCGGGGACAACCUGCCCCGUUGGCCUCCUCACUCUCCCAAGCCUUCGCCCUCCAUCUCUGCGCUGCUGCUGCCUCCUUCCUCCUCGUCUCCCUCCCCGGAAAGAAGCUUUGCAGGAGCGUUGCUACCAGGCGGGCAACGUACAGGAGACUCUGGCGCCGGUCGGUUGCUUUUCCCUGGCACAGGCCGAGAGCCCCUCACUCCUCCUGGCCACCCUGUGACUCUUGGUGGCUUUGAGGUCAGUGGGCUCUGUGCUGACAGUGACGGCAGGAGACGGAGAUCCACAAAAGAGUCCGAGAAGGGGGGUGUUGGUGUCACUAUGGAGAUAUUUAACUUGCCUUUCCCCCAAUCACCUCCCUUCAAGUGAAUCUUAACCCCCCCCCCUUUUGAGGAGAAUAUGGCCCGGUUGGAGGUGUUUUUACAGGGCAGAGCGGGGGCCGCCCUCUCUGCGGUUCCCUCAUAGGAAUAUUCUGCCUGAGGAGCCAACCCAGACAGACCCUCUUCCUGAGCAGCCUCUAUGGGGCUUCCCUUGCGAGGUGGGACCCAGCUAGAAUUUGCACGUCUGUGGGUGUGUGUUCCUCUCGCUGCUUUGUGCCCAUUGGAAGGGGCGCCUUCUGUUUCUCCCAAAGCCAUGGAUUCCUUUGCAGGCCCUCCCCUCGCCCGCUCUCCUCCCUCCGGGGCAAGGGGGGGCAGGCUUGAAUGCACAACCCCCGUGUCCCCAUCACUUUGCGUGUGAGAAAUGUCCUUCCUUGGGGAUGUGUGUUUGUGUGUGUGUUUUGCACAAACGUCGCUCUCUCCGCCGGACGCCCCCUGUUGGUCUGAGCGAAGAGUCCACAUCUGCAGAGAAUGAGCCAUAGCUUAUGUGUUCAGGAUCACACCCCCCACCCCGUUGCGAUGGGAGGCCGGCCGUGUCUCUGUCUGUGUGCCCCUUCCCCUUGCUGCUCUCACGACCCUCCCUUUGGGUUGUCGCCUGUGAGUGUCAUGAGAGGCUCCCGUGCUUCAAAACCGGUGACCAGGCACCGCUGCAAAAUGCUUGCGAGAUUUUCUGGCCCGGGAGCUUAAGGCGAGCCCCUUUCCUCUCCAGGAGCCCUCCCUGCUUUGACUCUGAGUUAUUUGGGUCGCCCCUCCAGCAGAACCCCCUUCUUGCGGCUUCAGAAAUAAACCCACUUUCCAAGCUCUAAACCCAGCAGAACUUCCCAUCCGAGUCUCAAGUGGGAUUUACUCUGGAAAAGUCCUUUGGGGUGGGCGGGUGUCUGUCAUUGUUUGCAAGAAGGUCUAGGAGCCGGGUAUCUCCGCCCCCCCACCCCAAUCCUCUCUCCUUUGUAGUGUCUUGUCUUCAAGGGGGAUCCCUUUUCGAAAGACCUUUUCUGAUGACUUCCCACCUCUCCUCUGCUCCAGAGAGUCUUUCUCUGGAUUUCUCUGGGGUGUUCUGAGUGUCAUGGUAGCUCCCAGGCACCAGCGCGGCUGGCUUUCAACCAAACCAAGCCCAAACCCAGCACGAGAACAGGGGAGCUGGGGCCUGUGCACAGGCCUUGCCUCUGAGCAUGGCUGGAGUUCUGUCCCCCCUCCCUCUGCCUUGCCUUGCUUUACAGACACCUGACAUGGGUUGGGGAGCCGUUGCUGGAGUAUCAGAGGCGCUUUGAGAGACACCCCCCCCUUCCACAUCCCCUCCAUCAGCUGAGCAACUCCUUCAAAAAUGUCCCAAGAGGGGAGAAGGCUGACAGGGGGGAGGGUGUGCCAGUGAGAGAGAACUAGUUAGAAUUUUCUUUUGCCUUUUUAAAAUACCCCCCCCCAAAGGUAUAAUGCUUAACUCUGUUAUUUAUUACUUCUGUGUCGGGGGGGGGGGGAAAGCCCUCGUUGCCUCCUGGGGGUUUCCGUCCUCUUUCUGGCCCCAUCCCCAAAUGCUUCCACACAAACAAAUCUCUCUCUCUGUCUCAGAUUCCAGGUAGCCCUCCCUGGCGAUUUGCCCCGAGGUGGGCAGGGAAGGGGGUGUUUCUGGGAGUGGAGGGGCUCCUUUUAUCAAUCAACGGUUACGAAAAAGAGUUUAUGGCCCAGAUGUGCUGGUUGAUUUCUCUCUCUCUCCAGUUGCAAACAUUCCCUCCAGUUUUAAGGCUGUGAAACUUGAUUUCUCCUACAUAAAAUGUUCUUUCGUUUUGUUUUCUUUUUCCAAA
Molecule: messenger RNA, 3094 nt
Organism: Podarcis muralis (Common wall lizard)
Lineage: Eukaryota; Metazoa; Chordata; Lepidosauria; Squamata; Lacertidae
Gene: RAB4B
Product: RAB4B, member RAS oncogene family
Biological process (GO): Rab protein signal transduction
Molecular function (GO): GTP binding; GTPase activity
Source: RefSeq, a predicted model, not a curated record